AUGUCAGUCCUCGGGGGGCGUGGAGCAAUUGAGCUUCGAUCUUUAACUACCAAGCCGACUAUAUCCUGUGCUCUACGACCCUUCUCCGUUCUAAACCGCCCACCACCGAAUUACCCUGGCCAUGUCCCAUUGACUACAAUUGAACGCGGAGCUCUGGCUGUGGGCUCAGCAUUGGGAUCCCUAAUUAAUCCCAGAAGAGCGGAUCUCAUCGCAGCCCUAGGCGAAGCAACCGCAACACCAUACUUCAUAUACCGACUCCGCGACGCCAUGCUCUCAAGCCCAACAGGACGACGCAUCUUGCGCGACCGGCCACGCAUAACCUCCGAAACCCUCCAAAUGACCCACCUCCGCACCCUCCCCGAGAACUCCGUUGGCCGCACCUAUGCUACAUGGUUAGACCGCGAAGGUGUAUCCCCCGACACGCGCGACAACGUACAAUACAUCGACAAUGAAGAAUGCGCCUAUGUCAUGCAGCGGUACCGUGAGUGCCACGACUUCUACCACGCCGUGACGGGACUGCCGAUCUUCGUUGAGGGCGAGCUGGCGCUUAAAGCGCUGGAGUUCUUGAAUACGCUUCUGCCUAUGACGGGUUUGAGUCUUUUUGCUUUUGUGCGUAUGAAGCCGGCGGAGAAAGAGAGGUUCCUUUCGUUACAUUUGCCGUGGGCUAUUCGAAGUGGGUUGAGGAGUAAUGAGCUUAUUAAUGUUUAUUGGGAGGAAGUACUCGAGAAGGAUGUUGAUGAGCUUAGGGCUGAGCUUAAUAUUGAGCGGCCGCCGGAUUUAAGGGAUAUUCGGAAGAUGAUUCGGCAGCAGCAGAAGAGGGAGAAGGAAAAGUUGCAGGCUUCGGGGUGA
Molecule: messenger RNA, 849 nt
Organism: Penicillium canescens
Lineage: Eukaryota; Fungi; Ascomycota; Eurotiomycetes; Eurotiales; Aspergillaceae
Gene: coq4
Product: ubiquinone biosynthesis protein COQ4
Exons: 2
Coding region: 1-849 (282 amino acids)
Biological process (GO): ubiquinone biosynthetic process
Cellular component (GO): mitochondrion; mitochondrial inner membrane
Source: RefSeq, a predicted model, not a curated record